CAAUUCCCAAACCCCUCAAUUCCUCCGCGUGCAAGCCCCUUUACCCCACCUGCCUUCUCGCAAACUCCAACUCUCAUUCCACUAACUCCACAGACCGCAUUCCCUCUCCCCAUCCAAUCCCUCCGCCUGCAUCUUUCUUUCGCCUUUGUCUGGGCCACCAGCCGACAACCGCAGCCGGCGACUUCUCACUUCCCUUCGCCUGCUCAGCCCCUCAUCCGAUCCUUCUCCCAUUCCAAUCCCUCUGCCUGCAUCUUUUCGCCUCUGACUGAGCGACCAGCCGACGACCGCAGCAGCCGACUUCUCACUUCGGCCCUCACCCGAUCUUUUUUCAGAACUUGGAAGACCUCGCUAACAACCCAGGUGAAGGAGUAUCGACUUGGGCAAGUUGUUAACAAAUCUAAGGACACACUUGGCACAAGGAAAGCUGCAGGAGAAUACACAAUGGGUGCUGUUUGUUGUUGUUUGCAUUUUGAGGACUACGAGGAUUAUGUGAAUCCUAACAGUUCUGUGUAUAGAAACUGCAUGUGUCUCAGCUGCUUUCUGCAGUAUUUUCUACAUGUGUAUGGCCAACUUUUUCGGAGAGGGGAAGUGCAUUCUGUUUCAUCAUCUAUUCAGGGGGCAGCAUCUCUAAAUUCUCCUACAUCCCUAGACAGCUCUCUAGCUGACAUGUACCGAUCUCCUCCAAGGCCCUUGCCAUAUGAUGCUGAUCCAAGAUAUUUCAGGUUGCAGCGUGAUGGUCUGGUUUCAAGGCGUGAGAAGGGUUCAAGUCACUCACAUGAGGAAGCAGAACCAUUGAGAAGCGAUAAUGAUGACGAUACAGAAUUCUACAGUACAGGAGACAAGUGGAAUGCAUCUACGUGUGAGGAAGGUUCUAAAGAACAGCGUCCCAGGUCCUCGCUUAAACUCUCAUCUGCAAAAGCUACCUCUGGAAUCGGAUAUAUUUAUUCAUCUUCUGAAGACGAGGAAGUCUGUCCUACAUGUCUUGAAGAGUAUGCUCCGGAGAAUCCUAAGAUUAUGACCAAGUGCUCUCACCAUUUCCACCUUGGUUGCAUUUAUGAAUGGAUGGAGAGAAGUGAUAGUUGUCCUGUUUGUGGAAAGGUGAUGGCAUUCGAUGAAACGACAUGAUCUUUCGGGUUGAUAGGUGUGUUGUUGUGGAUGAAAACCAGCACAUGAUAGGAAAGGAAGGCUUACAAGACCUGUAGAGAGUUGUUUGUGAAUAUUGCAGAUCAUGAAAGUGUUUGUGAUCUCCCAUUGUAUAUAUAACAAAGGAAAGGAAAGCGAACGUUGUUUCAGCAACAUAACAUUUGUUAUGAACAUGCAAGCACUCUAUCCCAAAGUGCCAUAUUUUAUAAUAUCCUUUGUUCUGUGAACUCUUCCAUCUGAUUGUGUGAUUCAGAUUUUACUUUUUAGUAUUCUUUACUUAUGUGGGUAUAUUGAUGAGGAGGUGAAGCAUGAAUGCAAUCAUUUUUUUUUGCUCCCUCCUUGCCAGUUAGUUGUCCUUUUAACUUGCAGUUGAAACUUCAUUCAUAAAAUGGUUGAGAAUGCAAGGACACGACCCAAACGAGGCCAGCAUACAUAUUAAGGAUAAAGGGGCUGUUUGCGAGGGUUUGUAAGGAGUUCUGGUGGUUGUUGUUGGCUUCCUUUGUCGCUGGUUUUGGGGUUUUGGGUCAGGGGCUGUUUGGUCAGCCUAGACGGUGGUUGUGUAC
Molecule: messenger RNA, 1706 nt
Organism: Linum tenue
Lineage: Eukaryota; Viridiplantae; Streptophyta; Magnoliopsida; Malpighiales; Linaceae
Source: the annotation of a GenBank genome assembly